UUUCUUCAACCUGUUCGUACACGCUCUUGAGAUAUCGAGCAAGGACGGUGGUGCUCCAGUGUGCUCCUUCAUUCUUACAUUUCGUCGCUACAGCAGCAGCAGAGAGUCCAGCCGCAGCUACAGCAGUGCGCUACUACACCUCGUUUGCUUCUAUUCUAGACAGCCGGCCAGCCGCCUGCAAGUGCAACGCUCGUUUCCCUAAAUAUCCCGGACUAAAAAGCAACAACUGUCCACAUCGACAGGUACUACCUGCUGCCCAAACGAUUCCAUUCCGCCGCGUCGUUUUUUUGUCUGUCGAGGGGGGAGAGAACAAGAAGAAAUCCAGCGCUCACGCCGGUCAACUUUUACCGAAGAAAAAACCAAAAAAUGAUUGCUGCCAGAGGCUCUGUCGUCUUCUUGAUUGCUUUAAUGCUUUCGUCAGCCUUCUCCCAGGAACUGUGGAGCCAAACGAGAGUUAAACGAGAUAAAGGUGGCCAUCAUCAUCAGGACGUAGGGCGACAACGUCAGCAGCCACCAGCUACUGCCGGUCCCCACCGGUACGGCUCUAACGUUGUCGUCAGACCAACGACGCCGCUAACCAACAACAACGUCGCCCAUCAGCAACUCAGCAGAGAGCAGAGUCUCCAACGUCAACAACAUCACUUCCGGAAUCCGCCGGUGAGGGGGAGGCCCACCACGGAACUGCAGCAACAACACAAGCGAAUGGUUCACUCCGGCCAACGUCGACCCGUCAUCGCUAAUCAGUUAUCUCACGGACCGAUUGGACCGACCCAGCAUUACGCUCAACCCCAGCAGAGCCAGAGACCUUCUUACAUUCCGGCCAUAUUGCCAAUUUACCUGCGCCCGAAUUCCAUUAUUCUGCCGUCGCCUCCCACUCAAUCCUACCAGCAACAGCAGCAGCAGCAACCCAGCGGUUACGCUUCAGCUCCUGUUCCGGCAUACAAUCAGGGACCACCACCGGCCCAGUACCAGCCUCCGCCGCCACCACCACCACCUCAGCAACCCCAAUACCAACAACCACAGUUCCAGCCUCCUCCUCCGCCGCCACCUGCUCCUUACCAGCCACAACCUCAGUACCAACCUCCUCCUCCACCAGCAGCUCCUCAAGUCGCUCCACCACCGGCACCUUAUCAAUCCGCUCCUCCUCCUCCUCCUGCCCCAGCAGCAGCAGCACCAUCUCCUUAUAGCGAUGCUCCUCUACCUGUGCCUCUCUACGCCCGUCAACCUCAGCAGCAGACGGCCGCCUCGGAAGCUUAUAAUCCGCCAGCUCAGCAUGAGAGCACGACGCCCGCUUCCUACGAGGUCGCCCAGCAACAACAGGAGCCCGAACAAUCCGUCCAAUCCGGCAGCUACGCCAACUCGGAACCCGUCACCGUCCCGCCGGUGAUCGAGGAAUCCGCCAGCUACAGCACGUUGGCGCCGGCAUCCGUCGAUCACGACAUCCACACCAACGACAUCGCCGAACUCCCAGUUCCUCCACUGCCCGUUCCUGGCGCCCUCCCCGUUCCCGGAGCUCUUCCCGUUCCUUCCGCACCUUCCGCCGACGGUGGCAAAAAGGAGGAAGCCUCCCAGUGGACUGAGGGCUCAAUCCCGUGGAAAUUGGAGAAACUCGGACUCAACACCUUGAACGACCUUCUGGUUCUCUCCGGUUUGGACGAAAUGUUCGACAAAGAAGGACCUUUUACCGUUUUCGUGCCGGUUGACCAGGCCUUUGAGAUCCUCAUCCAGAAAUUCGGCGGUAUGGAAAAGGCCAGCGAAGAGUUCAACAAGAACCCAGAACUCCUCAGUUCGCUGCUCAAGCACCACGUCGUGGCCGGUUCCAUCCCGUCGUCCUCCUUGCAGAACAACGGCGCAAUGCAGAGUCUGCUCACCACACCCCUGCGAGUCAAAUUCUACGAGUCGGAAGACAGCGAGUGGCGACCAUUAAAGGUAAAUGCUCAGGUGAUCACGGUGAACGGUGCCCGUGUCGUGAAACCCGACAUUGAAGCCACCAACGGCGUUAUCCAUAUCGUCGAUCGAGUGCUCUUCCCCGUGCCUCAGGCCGACAUCUACAACACGCUCAAGACCGAUCCUCAGCAGCGAUACACCACGCUCAUUUCCGCGAUCGACAGAGCGGGACUGACGGCCGUUCUGGCCAAUCCCACGGCCGGACCAUACACGGUGUUUGCGCCCACCAACAAGGCUUUCUCACUGAUAUCCCGGGCCGAGCUUAACGGAAUCCUGAACGAUCCGGCCAAAUUGACCAAGUUGCUCCAACGUCACGUCGUCCAAGAUUUAAUCUACACUUCCGGUCUCCAAGGUUUCCAGAAAGCCUACGCCCUUGAUUUUGAAAUCCUUUACAUCUACCACGCCAAGGGCAUGACCAAGGUGAACGGAGCCAACGUCAUCGACCAGGACAACACGGCGCUGAACGGUGUCAUCCACACCAUCGAUUCCGUUUUGGGACUCUAUUGAUUGAGGGACCGGCUGAGCCGCCUCUAGUCAUACCCCGAAAACUUGAUCGACUGAAAAUAAACGAAAAAACAAAACAAAAAAAAACGCAACAGUUCUACAAAUAAAAAAGUAGCGCUAGAAUUAUUCUUAAAAAAAGAAAAUUAAAUAUGUUUCCUUCAUUUUCCUACACUUCAUCGUCCGUCUUUUCUUCCUACUUUACAUCUUCGCUCUUCGUGAGUUUGCCCAUUUGCCUUGGCCAUCGCACUUUCAAAAGUGUCUAGCCAUCGACCCGCAAAGCAUCCCCCCAGUAUACUAUGCGAAAUGAAGUUUCUCUUUUUUCUCCUUCUGAAAUCUUUUGAAACAUUUUGUCCAUAUCGUUACAUUUGUGUCCAAGGUGGAUGACAUUGUGAGUUGUUUUGUUUCGUUCUUUCCUGAUCCACCCAUCAGCCAUUUUUAUAUAUCUCUCAAUCGUCAUUUUGCUAUACAGAAAGAAGAAAUGUUACUAAUUGCCAAGCGAUUGGCGAGAUAUUACGUCCUCUCUCUAUCUCUCUUUUUCUUAACAAUAUUUUACCAUUUUGACAUGUAUCCAUCCCCCGACCCCGAGUAUUAUGAACAGAAAAAUAAUAAUAAUUGAAGUAAAAAGAGAAGAAGAAAUAAGACAAAAAAAAAUGUAUGUGCUCAAAUGGCCAGUCUGUUGGUUGGCAGUGUGCGCAAAGUCUUAAACUUGGAAAUUAGCAUUUUGUGCGCACGCGGCUGAGGGACAAUAAACAUGGUUUAACUUUAAAAA
Molecule: messenger RNA, 3220 nt
Organism: Daphnia pulex (common water flea)
Lineage: Eukaryota; Metazoa; Arthropoda; Branchiopoda; Diplostraca; Daphniidae
Product: vegetative cell wall protein gp1-like
Exons: 9
Coding region: 367-2454 (695 amino acids)
Biological process (GO): extracellular matrix organization; cell adhesion
Cellular component (GO): extracellular matrix
Molecular function (GO): cell adhesion molecule binding
Source: RefSeq, a predicted model, not a curated record